Didymodactylos carnosus is the source of this 1458-nucleotide messenger RNA. Lineage: Eukaryota; Metazoa; Rotifera; Eurotatoria; Philodinida; Philodinidae. The record is from the annotation of a GenBank genome assembly.
AUGUCGAAAGAGAAAGCAGAUAUUGGACUUAUUGGAUUGGCUGUAAUGGGUCAAAAUCUCAUUUUAAACAUGAAUGAUCACCAUUUUGUGGUUGCUUGUUUUAAUCGUACAGUAUCGAAAGUCGAUCGCUUUCUUGAAAAUGAAGCAAAAGGAACACACAUACUUGGAGCACAUUCAAUUGAAGAAUUAGUUGAAAUGUUAAAAAAGCCAAGACGCGUCAUGUUACUUGUACAAGCUGGAAAAGCUGUCGAUGAGUUUAUUGAAACAUUGAUACCACUUUUAGAAAAGGGAGAUAUUAUUAUCGAUGGUGGCAAUUCGCUGUAUAGAGAUUCAAUGCGUCGUGCAGACUAUUUACAAUCAAAAAAUUUAUUGUUUAUUGGUACAGGUGUUUCAGGUGGCGAAGAAGGAGCACGUAAUGGACCAUCAUUGAUGCCUGGUGGUCAUGAAGAAGCAUGGCCACAUAUCAAAGAUAUAUUUCAGUCGAUUUCAGCCAAAGCCGAUAAUGAACCAUGUUGUGAUUGGGUAUGCAUGUGUCCAUCUGGUUCUGGUCAUUUUGUUAAAAUGGUUCAUAAUGGUAUUGAAUAUGGUGAUAUGCAGUUGAUUUGUGAAAUUUAUCAAAUUAUGAAAGAUAUAUUGGGUAUGUCAGAAACAGAAAUUGCUGAUACAUUUACAACAUGGAACAAAGGCACAUUAGAAUCAUAUUUAAUUGAAAUAACUGCCAAUGUAUUAAGAUUUAAAGAAAAAGAUGUAUUUAUACUUGACACAAUACGAGAUGCGGCUGGACAGAAAGGAACAGGUAAAUGGACCGGUAUCGCUUCACUGGAAUAUGGCGUACCAGUAACACUAAUUGGUGAAUCUGUGUUUGCCCGUUGUUUAUCAUCAUUGAUUGAUGAACGUGCUCGUGCUUCAAAAGUUUUAAAAGCUCCAAAUGUCAAAAAAUUUGAUGGUGAUCGAAAACAAUUUAUUGAAUAUUUGGGUCAAGCAUUGUAUGCAUCAAAAAUUAUUUCUUAUGCUCAAGGUUUUAUGUUGAUGCGUGAAGCAGCUAAACAAUACAAUUGGAAAUUAAAUUAUGGUUCAAUAGCACUGAUGUGGAGAGGAGGAUGUAUUAUAAGAAGUGUAUUUCUUGGCAAUAUUAAAGCAGCGUAUGACAAUAAUGCAUCGUUAGAAAAUUUAUUAUUAGAUAAUUUUUUUCAAGAUGCAAUUAAUAAAUGUCAAGAAGGAUGGAGAAAAGUAGUUGCUACUGCUGUUGUCUAUGGUAUACCAACACCAUGUUUAAGUACAGCAUUAUCAUUUUUUGAUGGUUAUCGUUCUAAACGAUUACCAGCCAAUCUUAUACAAGCAUUACGUGAUUAUUUUGGAGCUCAUACAUACGAAUUAUUAGAUUCACCCGGCACAUUUCAUCAUACAAAUUGGACAGGACAUGGUGGAGAAGUAUCAGCAUCAACAUACAACAAUUAA